Molecule: messenger RNA, 1692 nt
Organism: Zasmidium cellare ATCC 36951
Lineage: Eukaryota; Fungi; Ascomycota; Dothideomycetes; Mycosphaerellales; Mycosphaerellaceae
Exons: 3
Coding region: 1-1692 (563 amino acids)
Biological process (GO): transmembrane transport
Molecular function (GO): transmembrane transporter activity
Source: RefSeq, a predicted model, not a curated record
AUGGAGUCGAACGAGAGCCUUGAUUACAGCAAAGGAAACUUCACAUACGAAAACGCGGAUGAAGAGCCCCAAUUUCAUUGGAGGACCGUCGUAGCAUGCGUGGCGAUGUUCAUGCUCAACUUCGUCCAGGUGGUCGCUUUGGAAGGCCCUCCAGCAGUUUUGACCUACAUCGGCAAAGACCUCAACGCAGAGACCACAGAGACCUGGAUCCCGAACUCACUCUCCCUCGUGCAGGCAGUCGUUGGACCGAUGAUCGCAUCUCGAAAGAUACUCCUCGUUAGCUGCUGUACGCUAUCCUUCAUCGGCUGCGCUAUCGCCCCCGGAGCACAGGAAAUCGGCCGCCUUAUCGCAGCUCAGACGUUAAUCGGCUUUGGCUUCGCAUGUGCUCCUCUUGCUUACAGCGUCCCGGCUGAGAUCUUGCCGCGUAGAUGGCGGUCCAUCGUGCAGGGUGUUGUGAACAUCGCUGCAGCUCUCGGCGCUAUCGCGGGCCCCUUGAUUAUCGGCGCUUUGGUAGAGGGAGACACCUUGGACGGCUGGAGGGACUUCUAUUGGAUCCAGAUGGCUCUCUGGGGUGUUACCGUUAUUGGACUCCUUUUUGGAUACAUGCCGCCGAAGAGAAUCACUUCAGUCGACAGCCUUAAGUGGUGGCAAAAGCUGCUAAAGCUAGAUCUUAUCGGGUUCUUCCUCUUGCUGGCCGGCCUCGUUCUCACGCUUGUUGGACUUACCAUGGGAGGCACCCAAUACCCCUGGAGCGAUAGCCGGGUCAUAGGCACGCUUGUUAGUGGCCUGGUCAUACUUGGCUUCUUUCUCUUGUAUGAAUGGAAGGGCACAUCGACCGGCAUCCUGAACCACGAGCUUUUCCGCGGCGGAGAGGGUCGAGAAGGCCUAGGACGAACCUUUGCCAUAUGCCUUCUCCUGAUCUUCUUGGAGGGCGCAUUGCUCUUUGCGUACAUGAUCUUCUACCCUAUAAUGACCGCCACUCUCUUCGAAACCGAUCCAUUCCUACAAGUCCUUCGCGCCCAGCCAUUCUGGAUUGCAAAUGGAAUAGUAACCGGUCUUUAUGGACUCUACAGCUCUCGAUUCAAGUCUUUCCGUAUUCCAAUGGCAUUCGGCUUUACCCUCUUCACUGCAGGAAUUGUAGGCUUUGCAACAAUCGAGCCUGACGACUCUACAAACGCCCUGAUCUUCUCUGGCCUAGCGGGUAUUGGAUUUGGAGGACCCCUUGUGCUCAUCAUCUCCGCUGUCCAAUUAGCCGUCCCGCAUCACUUGAUCUGCACAGCGACAGCGGUAGCUAUCUCAGCUCGAGGAAUCGCAGACGCAGUCUUCACAGCUGCUCUUACAGCCGCUCUGGACAGCGAGGAGUCUUCACUCGUACCGCAAGACGUCGGCCAAGCCGUAGUUCAAGCAGGACUUCCUAGCAGUUCGGUCGAUUCCUUCAUCGCAGCUUUGACGACUGAGAACAUAACCGCUCUCGCGGCUGUCCCGGGGAUCACGCCAGCUAUUGCUGAGGCAGGAGUGACUGCAUUCAAGCAGGCCAUGGCCGACUCGAUUCGUGUUGUCUGGGAAAUCGUCGCUCCGUUCGGCGCGGUCGCUGUGAUUGCUUGUAUCUUCUUGGGAAGUUUGAAGAAGCUGAUGGAUUUCAAGGUCCAGGCGCCCGUGGAAAAGUUGAAGGCGAAGAAUCCACGGUCAUGA